AUGCAUCCUUCAAUGACCGCUUUCCAACCACAUACGUCACUAUUUCGUAGUCAAUACCCUAUCGAUAGGGGCGCCAUUAUAGGUUAUCAGUCCAAAGUCAGAGUUGUCGACAAGUAUAAAGUCAUUGGCUUCAUCAGUAGUGGAACCUAUGGCCGGGUAUACAAGGCCGUUAGCCGGCAAGGUCAGCCGGGCGAGUUUGCCAUCAAAAAGUUCAAGCCUGAUAAGGAAGGGGAGCAGAUACAGUAUUCAGGAAUAUCGCAAUCAGCUGUACGCGAGAUGGCGCUUUGUUCAGAACUUAGCCACGAAAACGUCAUCCGCUUAGUCGAGAUCAUAUUGGAGGAUAAGUGUAUUUUUAUGGUGUUCGAAUAUGCCGAGCAUGAUCUCUUGCAGAUCAUCCAUCACCAUACCCAGCAACCGCGCCAUAGCAUUCCUCCCUCUACGGUGAAAAGCAUCAUGUUCCAGCUGCUAAAUGGGUGCCAGUAUCUACACAGCAACUGGGUUCUUCAUCGAGAUCUUAAGCCUGCUAACAUCAUGGUAACCUCAAGCGGGCAAGUCAAAAUCGGCGAUUUAGGGCUGGCCCGACUAUUUCAUAAACCACUACAUUCUCUGUGGAGCGGUGAUAAGGUAGUCGUGACAAUUUGGUAUCGCGCCCCUGAAUUGCUUCUGGGUAGCCGGCACUACACGCCGGCGAUAGACAUGUGGGCGGUUGGUUGUAUUUUCGCCGAGUUGCUAUCGUUGCGGCCUAUUUUUAAAGGGGAAGAAGCCAAAAUGGAUAAGAAGACGGUGCCUUUUCAACGUAACCAGAUGCAGAAGAUCGUCGACAUUAUGGGUAUGCCUACUAAGGAGCGUUGGCCCUACCUAUCGAGUAUGCCCGAGUACAACAACCUCAGCAUGUUACAGCCGCCCAUGCUACAUCCGGGUCAUCACCACCACCAUCACCACCACAGCAAAUCAACGGCAUCAACAAGCCACCUCGAGAAAUGGUACUACAGUACCAUCGGUGCACACUCGUCGACCUCAUCUCCUAACUCCAACGGCAGCCUCGCGGCCCUCGGGGCUGAGGGCUACAAACUGCUUUCGGGUCUACUGGAGUACGACCCUGAGCGGCGGCUUACAGCAGCACAGGCGUUGCAGCACCCGUUCUUCCAAGCGACGCCGUCGGGCGGUGGCAUCGGCGUGACAGCAAGCUGCUUCGAGGGUCUCAAGGUAGCGUACCCGCAACGUCGCGUCAGCCAGGACGACAAUGAUAUCCGCACCGCCAGCCUACCUGGCACUAAGCGCUCGGGUUUGCCGGACGAUAGCAUCGUCAGGCCAGUAAAGAGGGUAAAGGAGGCUUAG
Molecule: messenger RNA, 1338 nt
Organism: Daldinia vernicosa
Lineage: Eukaryota; Fungi; Ascomycota; Sordariomycetes; Xylariales; Hypoxylaceae
Product: meiotic mRNA stability protein kinase SSN3
Exons: 2
Coding region: 1-1338 (445 amino acids)
Biological process (GO): protein phosphorylation
Cellular component (GO): mediator complex; nucleus
Molecular function (GO): ATP binding; RNA polymerase II CTD heptapeptide repeat kinase activity; cyclin-dependent protein serine/threonine kinase activity
Source: RefSeq, a predicted model, not a curated record